Molecule: messenger RNA, 2639 nt
Organism: Sycon ciliatum
Lineage: Eukaryota; Metazoa; Porifera; Calcarea; Leucosolenida; Sycettidae
Product: ras-related protein Rab-13-like
Exons: 8
Coding region: 475-1119 (214 amino acids)
Molecular function (GO): GTP binding; GTPase activity
Source: RefSeq, a predicted model, not a curated record
CAAGCAGUAGAGUCUACUAGAGAUGUACCGGUACAUAGAUGGUGCAUUCUUUGACUCGGAGCAUUGAAUCAACAAAUUAUUUACGUGAUUGACGCUAGUGGUAGUAGCGAGUGCCGGUGCGGAAAUAGGCCGCUGCCUCUGCCUUUGGUCCUCGAUAACAAACCUUUCAAAGUUUGGCUGCUUGGCGUAUCAGCAGAGGUGAAGCCUGAAUUGGCGGAAAGCGAAGAAAAUGCCAGUCCGGUACCAGUUACACUGAUCCAGGAUUGACCAAAUCGUCGCGUGCGCAGCAGUGAUCCGUGCUUCAUACUUCGUAGUCCUCUCAAACCUGCUCAGCCUGUCGUGGAAUCGUCGUAGUAAAUCCAGAGCGGGGCUUCGAGUCCUGACGGACGUGUACGCAAAGGUAGAAUUAGCAGGCCGAUUGAAGAUAUCUACAUCGUAGCGUGCUGCUCCCCCCCCCCCCUCCCUUCUAUCGUCAUGGCUGAUCACGGCUUUGAGGUGCUGUACAAGAUUCUGGUGAUAGGGAACAGCGGCGUGGGCAAGACGAGCGUCAUGAUGCGAUACGUGGAUCAGCAGUUCAAGCCCAGCAUGCUUAGCACCGUAGGUGUCGACUUCAAGACCAAGGUGAUCUUGUGCAAAGGACAGAGGAUCAAGCUGCAGAUAUGGGAUACAGCAGGACAUGAGAGGUUUCGUACCAUCACUGGUGCAUUCUACCGAGGAGCAAUGGGUAUUCUGCUGGUGUACGACAUCACGGAUUCAGCGUCGUUUGCUGAGACGUCUCAGUGGCUGAACAAUAUCAAGGAGAAAUGUGCUCCGGAGGAUGAUCCCGUAGUUUUUCUUGUGGGUAACAAGUGUGACCUGAAGGAUCAGCGGCGGGUGUCUACCACCGACGGUGAAAAGCUCGCGAAAACGUAUGGAAUUCUUUUCGCCGAAACCAGUGCGGCGGAAUACACCAAUAUCUCCGAGACUUUUGCCAAGCUGACUGAAGUCAUCAUGGACCGCGAUAAGCUUGCAGCAAGUGUGUCUGUAGCAGCGCAACUCGGUGAUGAGAAGAAAACGGACGUUCACACUCUAGACGAUGAGGAUUCUGUUCCACAACGACGGAAAUCUUGCUGCAAGUAAUGGCUGCAGAAACUGUCAGCAACUGCUUCCUUUUUUUGUUGAAUUGAGUAGCUUGCAGGCUCAGAGACUACUAUGAGAUGGAGUAGAAAGUAAACCUGCUUGGAAUCUACUGCUGCUGCCACUGCUGCUACUGUUGCCACUGCUGCUGCCGCCGCUGCUGCUGUUGCUGCAGGUCUGAGGUUGUUGUGUGUGCUUCUGCUGACCGGUGAAGGGAGCGCUGGUGGUAAGUAGUGUGGCCGUAGACCGUGGCUCUCUGAGUUCAUGGUUAUGUGGUGUGUGUGUGUGUGCUGCAAGGCCAUGCACUGCGGGUGCAAUACUUUCACUGUGGUGUCACUGGCUAGGUAUUACCUAGGUGAGAACAUUGUACUGGAUAUUUAUAACAGAGUUUUCUGAAGCACCUCAGCUUACACAAUACUCACCGCUCCGAGGCUCCACGGCAAGAAAUGGCCGUAAGCGUUGAACGGUAUUCUCCGUAUCUGCUCAUUUGGGCCUGGCAUUCCGCUUUUGUAGUUGGUUUCCACAACCCUCCACCCUUCCACAACCCUCCCCGUUCCCAUAGGAUGUGUGUUUUGGCACAGCACAAGUAUUUCUACUGUCGUACAUAAGUUCGCAUUGCUGAGACCGCUCAUCUUGCCUUGCCUUUCCUAAUCACGUAUGUCAUUAUCCAUCGCAACCAUGAGGUGACUUUUCCGACCUGUUGCAAGCUUAGCUGCUUGACAUUUUUCCUUGAAAUUGAUCCCUCUUGGAACUGAACGCAUCCAUGAAAUUCCGCAGCAAUUCUAAAAGUUAAAUAUAGGAGGUGCUGUCGAUAGCCUCGAACAUUUCACUACGAAGUACUCUUUUGCUCAAUUGACGUAGGAAUGAUUCUACUGCAGGCUUGCUAAUCACGCUGAAUAUACCCGUAUUUGUCAGCAGCAUGAUUUCUGCUUGCGCCUGGCAAUGCUUUUAAAUUGCCAAAGCUCCUUGCCCGGCGUGCAGUCAACGCUAGGCAAAGUAGUAGGAUCAAUAACGUAACAUACUGUAGCGUAUCUAAAGGUCGGAAAGUGCACACCCUUUUUUAAACAGAUAAUAAUAAUAAUAAGUAUGUUCUUUAUGGCGACUGAUAUUAGCUCGCAUCCAAAAUCAUAGCAUUUUUUAAAAAUUAUCGUGAAAGAAUUUUUGAAUUAACAUUAACAUUUCUGCAACACCCUAUUCAAGCUAUGAUAUUAUUUCGAUUUUGGACUCUUUCCAGUUGCUUCCCGUAUAAUUUUCAAUUUGAGUACACGCAACCAUCAUGCCCAACCCAAGCGCAUGCAUGAUAGGUUUCUGAUUUUUUAAAUAUUAUUUUUUUUGUCUGCUGUAGGGUGUUCAGUUUAGUGGAGCUCCGACUUGCUUCAUGCAAUUGGCACUAAUUGCCCGGCAAUCUGGUCGAGGAUUCGCGCAUAGGAUGUACAUGACUGUGCUCUAUCAAUCAAGUCUUCAAAAUUCCCGCUUGUACUUUAAUCUCAUGGAGUCGUCAAAAUUAAUUUUACUGCAUAUUA